CUGAUCUGCACAUGCUCUCAGCUGGACUUGGGGCUACUACUUACUGCAUCUGAAAGGCUGAAACUCACUGGGAAUAAAGAAUUCUUGUAACAAUGCCAGAACCCACCAAGAAAGAUGAGACUGAAACUGAAAGUGCACCACCACCUCCAGAACAAAAAACACCGGAGGAGGGUGGAACUGAAAAGGGUAAAGUAUGGUCUAUUGGAGAAGGAGAAGAGACAGAAAAAAGAGACAAUGAUGCCCAAAGAUCCACUUUAUUCAUCGAAAAACCUCAGAGCGGUACCGUUAGUGUUGGUGGGAAUAUCACAUUUAUAGCCAAAGUGGAAGCCAAAGAUCUUCUCCGAAAGCCAAAUGUUAAGUGGUUUAAAGGGAAAUGGAUGGACCUGGCCAGUAAAGCGGGGAAGCACCUGCAGCUGAAAGAGUCCUUUGAGCGUCACACGAAGAUUCACACAUUUGAGAUGCACAUAAUUCAAGCUAAGUUAAACUAUGCAGGGAACUAUCGCUGUGAAGUAUCCUAUAAGGACAAGUUUGACAGUUGCUCUUUUGACCUCGAAGUCACUGAAUCUUCCCAAGCUGCACAAUCCAUUGACAUCAGAUCUGCUUUCAAAAGAAGCGGUGAUGGACAAGACGAUGCAGGAGAACUUGACUUUAGUGGUCUCCUGAAACGUAGGGAGGUUAAACAGCAAGAGGAGGAACCUGAGGUCGAUGUGUGGGAGCUCCUGAAGAACGCGAACCCCAGUGAAUAUGAGAAGAUUGCUUUUCAGUAUGGUAUCACUGACCUGAGGGGCAUGUUAAAGCGUCUGAAGCGCAUGCGCAGGGAAGUGAAGAAGAGCGCAGCUUUUGCCAAAGGUCUUGAUCCUGCGUAUCAGGUGGACAAAGGAGGUAAAGUAAGGUUCAUGGUGGAGCUAGCAGAUCCAACAGUUGAACUCAAGUGGUACAAAAAUGGCCAAGAAAUACGACCAAGUGCCAAAUACAUUUUUGAGCACAAAGGAAACCAGCGAAUUUUAUUCAUCAAUAAUUGUUCGAUGACUGAUGAUGCUCGCUACUACGUAACAGCUGGGGAUGAGAAAUGCUCCACAGAACUGUUUGUGAGAGAUCCUCCAAUUUUGGUGACCAAGGGCCUGGAGGAUACCAGUACUUACGUUGGUGAACGAGUAGAACUGAGCUGUGAAGUGUCCGAGGAUGACGCAAAUGUGAAAUGGUUUAGAAAUGGUGUAGAACUUCCAAAUGAUCCUAAAUCUCGGUAUAAAUUCAAGGUUGAGGGUAAAAAACACACUUUGAUCAUAGAGGAAGCUGCAAAAAAUGACAAUGCAGUUUACUCAGUAAUGACAACUGGAGGCCAAUCAGAGGCUAAGCUUUCUGUUGAUUUGAGACCACUGAAGAUAUCACUUGCACUACAAGACCAGACUGUGAGGCUUGGGCAGGAAAUCCAUCUGAAGUGUGAGAUAUCUGAGAAUGUGGAAGGGAAAUGGUACAAAAAUGGGCAACUGAUCGAAGCUAGUGACCGCGUAAAGCUUUAUCACAAAGGAAGAAUCCACAGAUUUGUUAUAGCAAGCGCUGCUGUUGAUGAUGAGGGUGAAUACACGUUUGUACCAGAUGCCUAUAACAUUAAUAUUCCAUGCAAAGUGCAUGUUGUGGAUCCUCCUAAACUCCAUCUGGAUGGUCUUGGGGAAAAUAACACUGUGACAGUAGUGGCAGGAACCAAACUGCGACUUGAGAUUCCCAUCACUGGCGAGCCAACUCCAAAAGUCAUGUGGAGUAAAGGGGACAAGUGGAUCACAGACAGUGGAAGAAUACGGGCAGAAACAUAUUCAGACAGCAGCUGUCUGGUCAUUGAUACAGCUGAGAGGGAAGAUUCAGGUCCUUUCAGAAUAACGUUAAAGAAUGAGGCUGGAGAGGACACAGCUCUAAUCAACAUUAAAGUGGUUGAUGUCCCCGAUCCUCCUGAGGCACCAAAUGUGACUGAGGUGGGUGAAGACUGGUGUGUUAUGACGUGGGAACCUCCAGCAAAUGACGGUGGAUCACCCAUCUUAGGAUAUUUCAUUGAAAGGAAAAAGAAACAAAGCUCCAGGUGGAUGAGGUUGAAUUUUGAACUGUGUAAAGAAACAACUUUUGAGCCAAAGAAGAUGAUUGAAGGUGUUGCUUACGAGGUCCGUGUAUUUGCUGUUAAUGCAAUAGGCAUUUCCAAACCAAGUAUGCCUUCCAAGUCCUUUGUUCCUUUAGCUGUUACAAGUCCACCAACUCUCCUGGCAGUGGAUGGAGUGACUGACACCUCAGUUACAAUGAAAUGGAGACCACCAGACCACAUUGGAGCAGCAGGGUUAGAUGGCUAUGUUGUAGAGUACUGCUUUGAAGGAACUGAUGAAUGGAUCGUCGCCAACCCGGAGCUGACAGACAAAACGAAGUUUACUAUCAAUGGCCUGCCAACUGGCUCGAAAAUCCUUGUGAGAGUAAAAGCUGUGAAUGCUGCUGGUGAAAGUGAGCCCAGGUACCACCCACAGCCUAUUUUAGUCAAAGAAGUGAUAGAACCACCAAAGAUUCGUCUACCAAGACACUUAAAACAAACCUAUACUCGAAGAGUUGGAGAAACUGUGAAUCUCGUUAUUCCUUUCCAGGGAAGACCACGGGCAAAAGUCUCAUGGCACAAAAAUGGUUCUCCAAUUGACAAGAAUCAAAUCAAUAUCCGCAACACCGAAAAUGACACUAUCAUCUUCAUCCGGAAGGCAGAAAGGAGCCACUCUGGAGAAUAUGACAUGAAAGUGGAAGUAGAGAACUUGGAGGACAAAGCUACAAUAGAUAUUCAGAUUGUUGACCGCCCAGGCCCACCAGAGAUUGUAACUAUUGAGGAUGUCUGGGGAGAGAAUGUAAAUUUAUCAUGGAAGCCACCAAAAGAUGAUGGUAACUCUGCCAUUACUGGGUACACUAUUCAAAAAGCAGACAAGAAGAGCAUGGAAUGGUUCACAGUAAUGGAGCACUACCACCGCACCAGUGCCACCAUCAACGAGCUCGUCAUAGGGAACGAGUACUACUUCCGCAUCUUUGCUGAAAACAUGUGUGGCCUCAGCGAGGAUGCAACCAUGACCAAAGAGAGCGCUUUGAUUGCAAAGGAUGGUAAAGUCUACAAAUAUCCAGUUUACGAUGACUUUGACUUCACUGAACGGCCGUUGUUUACUCAGCCUCUAGUCAACACGUUUGCUGUAGCUGGUUACAACGCCACUUUGAACUGCAGUGUUCGGGGCAACCCCAAGCCCAAAAUAACCUGGCUGAAAAACAAAGUUGUUAUAAUGAACGACCCCAAGUACAGAAUGUUCAGCAACCAAGGUGUCUGUACCUUGGAGAUCCGUAAACCCAGUCCCUACGAUGGAGGCACUUACAGCUGCCGAGCAGUCAAUGCACUUGGAGAGGCAGAAGUUGAUUGCAAACUGGAAGUAAAAGUUACACAGUAAGGAAUUUUGAAUGUAUAUUGUCACCUAAGGUGGGCUUUCGUUCUUCAGACUGCUGAUGGAUGGAGUGCCUCCGCAUAUCAUUGGGUCAUAUAUGCGUGAAGUGCAAGCAGACAAAACUGAGAGGAAGUGAGACUCCGUCCACAGUGUUUCCUCCCAUGCCAUGGAAAUUGCUAGCAGAAUUACAGCAUUUUAGUUCUUGCAAUGACAGAACAAAUGUGUGGUUG
Molecule: messenger RNA, 3670 nt
Organism: Merops nubicus (carmine bee-eater)
Lineage: Eukaryota; Metazoa; Chordata; Aves; Coraciiformes; Meropidae
Gene: MYBPC1
Product: myosin binding protein C, slow type
Exons: 29
Coding region: 93-3446 (1117 amino acids)
Molecular function (GO): protein binding
Source: RefSeq, a predicted model, not a curated record